Messenger RNA from Miniopterus natalensis, 3388 nucleotides. It is a transcript of the gene TWNK, whose product is annotated as twinkle mtDNA helicase. NCBI's taxonomy places the organism in Eukaryota, Metazoa, Chordata, Mammalia, Chiroptera, Miniopteridae. Gene Ontology annotation, cellular component: mitochondrion. Gene Ontology annotation, biological process: mitochondrial DNA replication. The record is from RefSeq and is a predicted model, not a curated record. Gene Ontology annotation, molecular function: single-stranded DNA binding; ATP binding; 5'-3' DNA helicase activity.
UAGUGUCGAGUCCCCUUUGAGGGAAGGAGCAGCGAAGAGGGCCACUAGUUGGGGAUCUAGAGCAGAGGGGCUACCGAAAGGACGCCGAGGGCUGUAGAGAUGAGGACAACGAGGAGACUCCAUGGAGGGCAGUAGUGGUGGAGAGAUGUCUGGAGAAACCAUAAUCAGUGAGGGGCUGCGAUGGGAGAAGCUGUAAAGGACCAGAGAGGUAGGGAGCCAGAUAGAGGGACAGAGACGUGAAAGGGUCGUGCAGAAGGGCUUGGAUGGAAGUAGCAAUGUGGAAGGGCUGAAGAGGAUUCAGAGAGAUGUUUAUGAAGAAGAAGUUUGAAGAGAGAGAGAAGCUACCUAGAAUGAGCUCUUAAGAGUGCUGUGUGGAGGAUCCCUAAUAGGGUCUGACCUAGUGAAGACACCUGAACCAGGCACCUAAGGCAUUUGAGGUAGGGACUUUCCCUAUUUGACUAGGAAUGUGGGUCCUUCUCCGAAGUGGGUACCCCCUUCGUAUCCUGCUGUCCCUGCGUAAGAAGUGGAUGGGUCGGAGGAGCCUGCCUCGAAGCUUGGUCCCAGGCCCUCCUCGCAGAAGGUACAGGAAGGAGGCUCUCCCUGCCUUGGAGACACCAGUGUUGCCUGUAACUGCAACUGAAAUCCGCCAAUAUUUGCGGGCACAUGGGAUCCCCUUCCAGGAUGGCCACAGCUGCCUGCGGACACCCAGCCCCUUUCUGGGGGCCUCACAGCUCAAGGACCAGACUGGUGCUACCACUUCCUUCAGCCUCUUCAUUGACAAGACCACAGGCCGCUUUCUCUGCAUGACCAGCCUAGCAGAGGGGAGCUGGGAAGACUUCCAGGCCAGUGUGGAAGGGCGCCGGGAUGGAGAUAGAGAAGGGAUCCUGCUUAGUGAAGUCCCUGGAGCUGAGGACAGUGAGGAGGUCCGGAGAAUCUGGGACCGAGCAAUACCUCUCUGGGAGCUGCCUGAGCUGGAGGAGGCCCAGCUGGCUCGUGUGAUGUUUGGCCUUACCAAAGUGACAGAUGACACACUCAAGUAUUUCAGUGUGCGGUAUCUGCGGCCUGCUCGAAGCCUUGUCUUCCCUUGGUUCUCCCCUGGAGGUUUGGGAUUACGAGGCCUGAAGCUCCUAGGGGCUGAAGGCCAGGGGGAUGGAGUGCACUAUGUUGAAACCACCAUUCCUCGGCCUGGUGCCUACCACAAUCUGUUUGGAUUACCACUCAUCAGUCGUCGAGAUGUUGAGGUGGUACUGACCAGUCGUGAACUGGACAGCCUGGCCUUAAACCAAUCCACAGGGCUGCCCACUCUUGCCCUUCCCCGAGGAACCGCCUGCUUACCCCCCGCCUUGCUUCCUUACCUUGAACAGUUUCGACGUAUUGUUCUCUGGCUGGGGGAUGACCUUCGGUCCUGGGAAGCUGCCAAGUUGUUUGCCCGAAAGCUGAACCCCAAGCGAUGCUCCUUGGUGCGUCCAGGGGACCAGCAUCCCCGUCCCCUGGAGGCCCUGAACCGAGGCUUAAAUCUUUCUCGGAUUCUGCGUUCUGCCCUACCCGCUUGGCACAAGUCUAUUGUGUCGUUCCGGCAGCUUCGGGAAGAGGUACUAGGAGAACUGUCAAAUGUGGAACAGGUAGCUGGUGUUCGCUGGAGCCGUUUCCCAGACCUCAAUCGUCUCUUGAAGGGACAUCGGAAGGGCGAGCUGACAGUCUUUACAGGGCCGACAGGCAGUGGAAAGACGACAUUCAUCAGUGAGUAUGCCCUGGAUUUAUGUACCCAGGGGGUGAACACGCUAUGGGGUAGCUUUGAGAUCAGCAACGUGAGACUAGCCCGGAUCAUGCUGACACAGUUUGCUGUGGGGCGGCUGGAAGAGCAACUGGACAAAUACGAUGAGUGGGCGGACCGCUUUGAGGACCUCCCCCUCUAUUUUAUGACUUUCCACGGGCAACAGAGCAUUAGGACUGUAAUAGACACAAUGCAACACGCAGUCUACGUCUAUGACAUUUGUCAUGUGGUCAUCGACAAUCUGCAGUUCAUGAUGGGUCACGAGCAGCUGUCCACAGACAGGAUUGCAGCUCAAGACUAUAUCGUCGGAGCCUUUCGGAAGUUUGCAACAGACAGUAACUGCCAUGUGACACUGGUCAUUCAUCCCCGGAAGGAGGAUGAUGAUAAGGAACUGCAGACAGCAUCCAUUUUUGGUUCAGCCAAAGCAAGCCAGGAAGCGGACAAUGUUUUGAUCCUGCAGGACAGGAAGCUGGUAACUGGGCCAGGGAAACGAUAUCUGCAGGUGUCCAAGAACCGUUUUGAUGGAGAUGUAGGUGUCUUCCCACUUGAAUUCAACAAGAACUCUCUCACCUUCUCCAUACCACCAAAGAGCAAGGCCCGGCUCAAGAAGAUCAAGGAUGAAAAUGGGCUAGUGGCCAAAAAACCCUCUUCUGGCAAAAAAGGGGCUGUGCCCCAGAACUCUGAGACUUGCUUGGGUGAGGCCCCCAACCCCUACCAGCCAGACCCCUCCAAACUUUCCAGGUGAAGGAUGUACAGAACAGGACACUGGAACGAGCCUGAUAGGGCAGGCUGGGACAUGGACUCUUUCUUGGCCCUCUGCUAGGACUGCCUCUGUCCUGUGGUCCUAAGCUAUGGGCCCUUCUCAGUCUGAGGGGCCUAGCCUAGGGCAAGGUCCCGUAGUGAGAGAAUUCAAUUUAGCAGAUAUUUGAGAACCUACUGUGUGCUAGGCUUUGUUCUAGGUUGGGGGAAUACAGCACUAACAAUACAGAUGAGGUCCCUGCUUCCGUGAAAAAUGCAGUCUGGUGGGGGGACAAGAUAAGCUAAUGGAUAAAUACAGAACAUCAUUUUCGAUAGUGAAAAAUGCUAUUUGAAAAAUAGUAAUGCGAUAGUGCUUACAGGCUAGUUUAGAUUAAGGUCUGAAAACUUGUCUCUGAGCAGAGGACAUUUGAGCUGGGGCCUAAAGAACUAGUAUUGAGCCAUGUGAACAUCUGGAGAAAGAGAUAUCCAGGCAGAAGGAAAAGUAAAUAUAGAGGCCCUGAGGUGGGAAUGAGCAAGUAAGUUGAGUUCAAAGCAAUGGGGUCAGGCCCCCUGAACCUGGAGAACAGGAGACUUCUUGCCAAAAUUCCAGCCUAGGCUUUUGGAGCCAAAGGGUGACAUGGUGGGUACCAAGCUCCUCUGCUCCCCACUCUGGAGCCUGCUAUGUGGUGGAACUCGCUAUCAUUGGAUCCUAGGUGUUUGGCCAGAGAGCCAUGGAAAGAAGCUGUGAGCCCAGAGUGCUUGCCACCUGGAUACUGAUUGUAUGGUAUGCUGCCUCUGACCACUUUAGUGGAUGCAGUCAUAACUUUUUGUAGAGCCUUUCCCAGUUUUUACUGAAAAAAAUUAUUUUCCAUUGGC